UUUGAUUGAUAUAUUUUCCAGACUCUAAUUAUCAUCUGUACUGUUCUCAGAAAAGAUUGACAAUCAAGUAUUUACCCACGACCAAAAUCAGCGUAUUAUUUUUGAAAUAAACCCUCGCUCGUCCCUUUCGCAGCCAUCUUGAACUAAGCUACCAGGCCACACCGCAUAUAUGCGGUUUAUUUUCGCGCAUGCACAUGCAAUAAAUACUGGACCCUCUUUCACGCGAGCCAGAAUGUCGAACGCAAAGAGAGUCCCAGGUCUGGACUAAGCGCUCUCGUGCACGUGAUCAUGUGACGUUUGGUCAGGUGAUAUAAGCCAACAUACUAAGUGAAUGCUAACCAGCAUCGAGAAAUGGUCGGACCUGAGCCAAGCAAUGCUGCGCGAUACCGGCAACGCACGAGUCUCCUUUAGAAAGUCCAAAUUCUCACAUGCAGAACGUCUAUUUGCAUAUGCUGAGCGCGCAGCCCAUUAAGCACAAACAAAAUGGAUGACAGAGAUAAAGACCUGAAUUUGCUGCUCUUUUUAGAGGAGCAGAGACGGCAAAUAACCCAGCAAAUAGAGCUUCUAACAAUGAAGAUCAGGUAUGGACCGGCUGCUGAUAAUGUGAGCUAUGGGUUGCAUUACAAAGCCACAAAGUCGCUCAUGUUUACUAACCGAAUAUAUGAGGGAUCGUCAAUGCAAGCAAACUGGAUUGAAAACGGGCCACAAAUGCUUGCCGGUCGUAUUGAUGAGGGACCGCCAAUGCUUGCCGGUCGUAUUGAUGAGGGACCGCCAUUGUUUGCUAACCGAAUAAGUGAAGCUGAAAUUAAAUCGUUCGAACCCGAAGAUGGAACACACCAGAAUACUAUUCCACAGGACAGCAUGGGCUUUAUUCCACAGGAUAAUAUGGGUUACCGAUUACUGAAGAAAAUGGGCUGGCGAGGUUAUGGCACUGGUCUAGGGAAAAGUUCACAGGGUUUAGCAGAACCUAUAACGGCUACUGGGGUAGCCCGGCGAGAACUGGGUCUAGGAGCAUCCGGGAACGCAGCACGCAAAGGGAGGAAAAGGAAGAAGACUGGGAACGAGACCUACAAGGAGCAAGGUGGGAAAGCUAAGAAGAUGAGUAAGAAAGAUAAAAAAAGCAAGCAAGUUCCGGGUGAAAAGAGCAAGCAAGUCCCAGAUAAAAAAAGCAAGCAAGUUCCGGGUGAAAAGAGCAAGCAAGUCCCAGAUAAAAAAAGCAAGCAAGUUCCGGGUGAAAAGAGCAAGCAAGUCCCGGAUAAAAAAAACAAGCAAGUUCCGGGUGAAAAGAGCAAGCAAGUCCCGGAUGAGAAAAGUAAGCAGGCUUCCGGUAAAAAAAGCAAGCAAGAAUCAAAUACAGCCGGACCAAAAAAGAAAAACGAAUGCUACAGGAAGAUUCUGAAUAAGAAACGUCGCCUGCAGCGUAGACUGCGCAAAUUGAACGAGAAAUACUUAAUCUGUAAAACCGAGAAUGGCAGUAAAGCCGCCAAGAAAGAAAAGGGAACAAGCGGCGCCGAAAAUCAAAAGAUCCAAGAAGUGGUUGUUAUUUCCUCUAGAAAGGAGAAGAUGAGUCGCGGAGACACGUCAUCGGGUGCCAAUUUACAAGUCAAUCAUCCAAGACGCAAAAAGUCCAAAAGCACACCCAAAUCAUCGGUGAAUCUCCGGGAAACCAUCGGUAACUCAUCGGCGAACCGAGGCAACAACGAUGGUAAAUCAAAGGGAGAAAAUGGGAAAAAAUCCAAAAAGUCUAGACGCAGAAGAAAAAACGACCAGCGUCACAAGAUGAUAGACUUUAUCAAAGGCGUGACACAGCAAGUGGUGACUUCAAGCCUCAACUACCUUGACUUCCGGUCACCAGUAAUUUAAUGAUGACGUUAUUCGUCACGUGACCUCAAGCCUCAACUACCUUGACUUCCGGUCACCAGUAAUUUAAUGAUGACGUUAUUCGUCACAUGAUCUCAAGCCUCAACUACCUUGACUUCCGGUCACCAGUAAUUUAAUGAUGACGUUAUUCGUCACGUGAUCUCAAGCCUCAACUACCUUGACUUCCGGUCACCAGUUAUUUAAUGAUGACGUUAUUCGUCACGUGAUCUCAAGCCUCAACUACCUUGACUUACGGUCACCAGUAAUUUAAUGAUGACGUUAAAUGUCAACUUAUUCUUCACAUUACUUCUAGCCUCAAUUACCUUGACUUCCGGUCACGUGAUCGAGCACCAGUACUUUAAUGAUGACAUCAAUGUGAACCUGUUCACGUGACCUUCAGCCUGAUCUACCUUGACAGCCAGUAUCUUAUUGACGACGUCACACAUGUCCACGCGAGCUUCAGCUCGAACCCUAUGCUAAUCACGUUGAGAAGAAUCAGGACCUAAAUAAUGACGUCACACGUAUACAGAUCACAACACGCACACUUUACUUUGAGAAUUUUCUUGCUAUGUGGAUUUGUUGAAAUGACCAAAUGUUAAUAAAAAAACACUGUUAUAA
Nematostella vectensis (starlet sea anemone) is the source of this 2478-nucleotide messenger RNA. RefSeq names its product protein PXR1. Bases 484 to 1863 code for a protein of 459 amino acids. Gene Ontology annotation, molecular function: nucleic acid binding. The record is from RefSeq and is a predicted model, not a curated record. NCBI's taxonomy places the organism in Eukaryota, Metazoa, Cnidaria, Anthozoa, Actiniaria, Edwardsiidae. The transcript has 2 exons.